Molecule: messenger RNA, 1665 nt
Organism: Camellia sinensis
Lineage: Eukaryota; Viridiplantae; Streptophyta; Magnoliopsida; Ericales; Theaceae
Source: RefSeq, a predicted model, not a curated record
AUGACUUGGGUGCACCAUGGGGAACUUGUUCCCGUGUUUGAACCUCACAUACCGAAUUCAGGUCACCAUGACAUAUAUAGUGAAACUGUAGGGGAAGAUCAAGAUGACGGGGAUGAUUUGCCGACUAUGUUGGAAGAGGUUUGUAGGGGUUUUGCAAUGGAUGAUGAAGGGGAUGAAUUACCUACUACUUUUGAGAGUGUGGAUGGGCGAAACUUUGAUAAGUUAUUUGAAGAUGCUCAACGUAAACUAUACCCGAAAUGCACAAGGUUCACAGUGUUGUCAUUUAUUAUUAAGAUGCUUCACAUUAAGGUGUACAACAAGUGGAGCAAUAAGUCAUUUGAUAUGGUUAUGAAAGUUUUCAAGGACACUCUACCUGCGUGUGAUGAGACUGUUCCAUGGACCAUUUAUGGUGCGAAAAGAUUCUUACGUGACUUGGGUUUGGGCUACGUUCCCAUUCAUGCUUGUAGGUAUGAUUGUGCACUAUUUUGGAAGGAGCAUGCACAUCUUCAUAAUUGCCCCAAGUGUGAAGAGCCUAGAUACAAGUUGGACAACGGAAAGGGUAAGAAGAUCCCUCACAAGAUUUUGAGGUACUUUCCAUUGACACCAAGAUUGAAGAGAUUGUAUAUGUCCAAGAAGACCGCUACAGAUAUGAGAUGGCACAAGGAGAAACGUGUGGAUGAUGGAAUCUUGAGGCAUCCAGCUGAUGCUGAGGCAUGGAAAGACUUUGAUCGGCAACAUCCUAUGUUCGCCAUGGAUCCACGAAAUGUAAGGCUAGGGCUCGCCACCGAUGGUUUCAAUCCAUUCGGAAAUAUGAGCACAUCAUACAGUAUGUGGCCCGUUAUCCUAAUGCCUUACAACCUCCCACCAUGGAAGUGUAUGAAAGAGCCUUUCUCCAUGAUGUCAUUGCUUAUUCCUAGACGAUCGGCUCCUGGAAGAGAUAUCGAUGUUUACUUACGGCCAUUGAUUGAGGAGUUGAAGGAGUUAUGGGGGGAUGGGGUGCGAACUUAUGAUGCGAAAAACGAAGAGUCAUUUAGAAUGCAUGCUGCACUGAUGUGGACCAUCAACGACUUCCCUGCAUAUGGUAACAUGUCCGGGUGGACUACUAAAGGUUAUUUGGCUUGUCCCACUUGUAAUGAGGACGCAUCAUCACAAAGGUUAACAAGUAAGAUAGGGUACAUAGGUGCUCGUCGUUUCUUGCUCGAGAACCAUAGAUGGCGAAGGAGCAAGUUGUUUAACGGACAAAGUGAGGUUAGGUGCAGACCGUUGGAGUUAUCACGGGAGCAAAUAUUAGACCAAAUUGAGACUGGGACAUACAAGCCAUUUGGAAAACAUCCAAAUAAUAGAAAAAGACAAAGGGACGAAAAUCCAGUGCUGAAUUGGGCAAAGAGAAGCAUUAUGUUUGAAUUGCCUUACUGGAAGACGCUUAAGCUUCGACACAACCUUGAUGUCAUGCACAUAGAGAAGAACAUUUGUGACAAUUUGAUGGGGACAUUAUUAAAUGUGGAUGGGAAGAACAAGGACACAGAAAAAGCACGGAUUGAUUUAGCAAAUUUAAAAAUUCGGAAGGAGUUACACCUACAGAGUCGUGGUGAUGGGUCAUUUGUGAAGCCUCCAGCUGUGUACACAUUAUCCACGAAAGAAAGACAAGGCUUUGGUGCUUUUUGA